UCGUCGUGUUGUGCUGUCAUCCAAUAAGAAGAAGAAAGGCGAAGUAUUUGGUUCGAGUGUGGAAAAAUUCCUUCAGUUUUAGCAUUGUUUCCUGGUCAGAUUACCAUUACCGGCUCAGAGGACCCCUCUACCGUCGUUCGACAAUUAUGUGAAAAUUGAGAGGGUUGAACGCGCAAUCGAAGCUGUCUCGUGACUCGUUCAACGAUGGAUGACAAUUUAUGGCUAAUCGAAUUGGAAUCGGCGCUCCUCGAUGACUGCAAUGUAAACGAUAUCAACGCAAUUUGUCAUGGCCGAACAAUACCCGAAUCCUUGCGUCCAGAUGUGUGGCAAGUAUGCCUGGACGUACGACACAAGAGCGAUCAAAUGUCAUUAUUCAAUGAAAUCUACGAUUUACCAUUUCAAACACAAUUGCGUGAAGACUGCAACAAAAUCGUGGAACGAUUAGGAAAUGAUGAGGAAGAUAAAGUGUCCGUGACCUCAGACGUGGAAUCAAUAUUGACGUUUUACUGCAAGAAUCGAAACUUCCAAUAUCAUGUGAACAAUGGUUGGAUUGAGCUGCUCAUGCCGCUGCUAUCAUUAAAGUUGAAACGUUCAGAUACAUAUAAUUUGUUCGAGGCGAUAAGAGACAAUUAUAUACCGAAAGGCUGCGUUCCAAAAGGCAAUGUUUUUCAUGUUUUUCGUCUGCUGAUUUUAUACCACGAUCCGGAAUUGUGCUCUAUGUUGGAUACGAAAAAAAUAUCACCGGAUUUAUAUUCGAUGCAAUGGUUUCGGUCACUUUUUGCUGCAACCUGCGGACUGUCAGUCGUUUUAUCGAUGUGGGAUUUGUAUUUCCAAUACAGUGAUCCGUUUUUAGUUUUCUUUCUGAGCUUAAUAAUUAUAAUAAAUGGAAGAGAUCAGAUUUUAGCGAUGAAGGACGAGAGUAAGGAGAACAUCGUGAAGUUUUUGUCGAACAUGCCCUGCGCGCUGGAGACCGAUGAUGUCAGUGACUUUUGCUCCUUAGCUCAAUACUAUGCUCUAAAGACGCCUUCGUCAUUCAAAACCGAUUUUCUGAAAGCCUUAUUUGGAUCUACAAGUGAACCUGAAACCGACAAUAUUGUUUCGCAAGCCUUAUGUCUACCUGUAUCUGUGUAUGAACUUGUAGAAAAUUCAGCGAUUGAACUGUCUGCGCCUGAUGGAGUAAGAUUUUUCCUAGUAGAUUGCCGCCCAGCGGAACAGUAUAACGCCGGCCACUUAUCAACAGCCUUCCACUUGGACUGCAAUCUUAUGCUGCAAGAGCCUGUAGCGUUCGCUACUGCAGUCCAGGGCCUAUUGCGAGCACAGCGACAGUCUAUAGAGGCCAAUUCGAAUGCUGGUGGCGAGCAUUUAUGUUUCAUGGGUAGCGGACGGUUGGAAGAAGAUCAGUAUACGCAUAUGGUAGUUGCCUCAUUUCUGCAGAAGAACACACAGUAUGUAUCCCUGUUGACGGGAGGAUAUAAUGCUAUUCACGACUAUUUCGGUGAGCACAUGGCUGAUUGUCUGGAGGACCAUGAUUCUAAAAAAUGCAUUGUUUGUUCGAAAAACAACUCAACCAGACAACUAGUCAAUAACAACAACAACUACAAAACCUCGUCCCUUGGUCGAAGUAGUAAAAACAGUCCAGUUGCACCGACAUCAGCCAAUCAACGUCCAACAUCUGAUCUGUUCAGCAAAAUCUCGACAGCCAUGAAAAUCAAAUCGGCAGAAGUGAAGGGAAAACUUUUCGACAUUAUCGUCAACCCAUCAAUGGCCAAUGCUGGACCGAACACAAUUGUAGAAAAACACGUCUCAAGUAGUGAAAAGAAUGGGAAACGUUACCGAGAUGUUGCCCCCGUUUUCAGCAUUGACGACGAAAACGACGAUCAAUCCCCUACGGGUCCUGAUGGACUUGGCGACCCGCACUUUUUGGCAUCCAAAUCACACACCGCUGACACCAAGGAGAUAGUGGUACUUAGUCAAUAUCUAAAAUCAUCCGAUGUAGUGAAUUCAUUCAAGUGUCAAGAAGUUCAUAUGAAUGGCAGCAUGUUCGAUAGCCACCUAAUUGUAACGCAGACACACCUCAUAGUCUUACGGGAGCUACCGAAAAAGGAUACAGCGCAGGUUAUAGUACGUCGACCUCUCUCGAGUAUCGUGAAAAUUACUGCCAAGAAAAGACAUCGAGACCUAAUCACCUUCAAGUACGGAGUUCCGAACGGCGAUGGACUUAUUAUUACUGACAUGGAUAGGUUUCUGAUACCGAAUGCCAGUGAAGCGACCGCCAUUGUAUCUAAGCAUAUAGUUCAACAAUUGGAUAGUAAUUCUAAGCAGACAUAAUGCGUUAUGUUCGGGGAGAUACAGAGAAAGCAGAGAUGUGCCAGGCUUCCUGUGGAAAUUAGAUGUCUGCAACGUUUAGUGACACGAAUUUGUAGUGAGUCAAAUUCAAUGAGCUUUACUUUUUUAUUUUCGUCCAUUCAAUAAAAAUCAGUAUAAAACAAA
Molecule: messenger RNA, 2490 nt
Organism: Hermetia illucens (black soldier fly)
Lineage: Eukaryota; Metazoa; Arthropoda; Insecta; Diptera; Stratiomyidae
Gene: TBC1D23
Product: TBC1 domain family member 23
Exons: 2
Coding region: 205-2328 (707 amino acids)
Biological process (GO): retrograde transport, endosome to Golgi
Cellular component (GO): trans-Golgi network
Source: RefSeq, a predicted model, not a curated record